Henningerozyma blattae CBS 6284 is the source of this 2106-nucleotide messenger RNA. RefSeq lists its product as uncharacterized. Gene Ontology annotation, cellular component: clathrin vesicle coat; plasma membrane; endosome. The record is from RefSeq and is a predicted model, not a curated record. Gene Ontology annotation, biological process: endocytosis; actin filament organization. Gene Ontology annotation, molecular function: clathrin binding; phospholipid binding. NCBI's taxonomy places the organism in Eukaryota, Fungi, Ascomycota, Saccharomycetes, Saccharomycetales, Saccharomycetaceae. The transcript has a single exon. The coding region runs from base 1 to 2106 and encodes 701 amino acids.
AUGUCACAUCAGUUUGUACGUUCUACUAAAAAUAUGUUCAAAGGGUACUCCCCCACACAGGUGCUCGUACGAGAUGCCACUGCUAAUAAUGACAGUGGUACUUCUAUCGACGUGCUUGAUCAAUUAGGGGAAAUGUCCUAUGAUACUCAUGAGUUCCGUGAUAUUUUUUCAGUAUUGGAUCGUCGUAUAAGUGAUAAGCCCAAAUACUGGCGCCAUGUUGCCAAAUCGUUGACUGUGGUGGAUUAUUUAGUACGGUUCGGUAGUGAAGCCUGUGUUCAAUGGGCUCGUGACAAUGCAAGACAGUUGGAAAUAUUACGCGAUUUCUAUUACAGUGAUUCUGCAGGGAUUGAUCAGGGUCAAUUGAUUCGUGUGAAAGCCGCUGAGUUGAUUGAUUUGCUAAGAGAUCCAGAGAGAUUGGCCACUGAACGUGGUAUGAAUAUGAGAGGGAGAAGAAAUGCAUUGCCACCUAGACGGAUGGGUCCACAUAGAAGACCUUCGAUGCCCAGAAGACCCGAAGACGAAGAAGAUGUUGAUAGGGCAUUGGAAGAGAGUAAAAAGACCGCUGAAGAAGACGAGGCUCGGAGACGUAAAGAUCAAGAACGAGAGAAACAGGAUUUGAAAGAAGCCGUCAAACUAUCGAAAGAAGAAGAUGAGUUGAAGAGAUUACAAGACGAGGCAAAUAACAAACCCCAAUAUUUCGACGAGAACGGCAAUCCAAUCUCCCAAGAGGAGUGGCUACUAAGAGAGGCACAAAGGGAAGAACAACAACGGUUAUUGGAGGAACAGCAGCGUAUUGCUCAACAACAAGCUCUUUGGUUAGAACAACAGCGUCAAGCAGAAAUGAUUGCCCUAGCACAACAACAAGCAGCAUUGCAACAACAAUACGAACAAGCCAUGAUUGCACAACAACAAGCCGCUUUGGCUCAACAAUACGAACAGACCGCAUUAGCACAACAACAGUAUGAACAAGCAGCUCUUGCACAACAACAAUACGAGCAACAAGCCAUGUUAGCACAACAACAAUAUGAACAACAACAAGCUGCAUUGGCACAGCAACAGUAUGAACAGCAAAGAUAUGAACAACAAUUGCACGAACAACAGCAAUUGUUCGAACAACAGAUGGCAGAACAGCAAGAAUCAAGACCCGAAUCAGGUUCCAAUAACCCAUUUGCAUUGGAGAAGGAAGAACAAGAUUCGGGCUCAAACAAUCCCUUCUCAUUGACCAAUUACAAUACCGGUACCACCACCACCACCGCUGCCGCUGCUACUACUGCCAAAUACGAUUCUCCACAAACUUCUCCUGUUUCCCCAAACGAAGGCUUGAAUUUAAUCAAUGCAAAUUCCAAUUUCACUCAUAUGCCAAUGGAAGAAGAAGGCAGAAGUGUCAGCGCAAGCACAAACGCCUAUUCCAAUGGGAACGCCUAUACAAACGCCUCUUACGUUCAUGGUACAAACACCUCAUAUCUCACUCAAAACACAUUACCUACUGCUUCCACUUAUCAAUCAUCGUAUUCCACUGGCCACGAAUUUACUAGUAGUAAUAUAAACAGCUCACCAUUACAAAACUCUAAAUACGUAUUGCACGACCAUGACCACGAUUUUGUGUCGCGUGAUUCCGAACUCGUAUCACGCAACUCGGAAUUAGUGUCGCACGAUCAAGAAUUGCUGUCACACAACAAUGAACUCUCAUCACAAGAUGACCCAUUCUCAAACAUGCAUACUCUUCUCCCCACAAACAACAACACAAACCCAUCACCUUCCUCCUCUCCAUUACAACCAAUGCAUACUGGUAAUUCCGUCAUUUCCGCUAAAUAUAGUAAUUUGAACCAAUUACUGGCACAGGGGACAGGUAUCGAUACUUUCGGUAAUGAAGGUGCUACACGUAUCCCUGCUCAACAUACAAAAACCGGCACAUUCAUCAAUUCCCAGGGGACAGGUUAUAAACAAGUCACUUCGUCAUCAUCACCAAUUCCAUUAUUACCAACUCAAUACACAGGUUUACCCGCACAGACAGCCGUUCACGUGCCCUCGCCUUCACCCUUGCAACCCUCGGAAAAAGAACACCAAACCCAGCAAACCCAGGGUUUCACUUUAGUCGACCUGUAA